AUGAGUGAGCAGUUCCAACCACCAAGUAGGCCACCUCCGAGUCAUAGCAGCGGCGAGGCAGGUGGGGAUGUUGAGCGUCAGAACAAUUACUACUAUGGGCAGCAGCCAGAAGGUGAAAAUAAUCAGCAGUAUCAGUUCAGGCAGGACAAGUAUUAUAACUUGAAUGCCCCUGGGGAAGGAGCUCCUAUUGGCAGUUUUGAACAGGCAUUCCCGACAGAUGACAAGCCUAAGUGGAACGAUUGGCCUUUUACAAUUUUCUUCUUGCUGUGUGUCGGAGGGUUUAUUGUAAUUGCAGGUAUUACUUUAAGGGCUUGGGCUCAGACGUACUCGCAAACCGGGUCUGGGAUUUACACGGCCAAUAAUACGGGGACUUUGAAUACGAACUCUGCGAUCUUGCUUGUGUUUGCGGGAGUGGUUGCUAUCGUCUUCUCUGUUGUGGGGAUUGUUUUGUGCCGCAUGUUCCCAAAGUUCUUCAUUUACUGUGGAAUGACUGUUAACAUCCUAGCAGGUCUAGGCACCGCUGUCAUGUACCUGGCUCUGAGAUACUGGUCUGCCGGGAUUGUGUUCUUGGUGUUCACGUUGAUGACGGCUUGGUUCUACUGGUGUAUGAGAUAUAGAAUCCCGUUCAGCGUUGCGGUCCUCAAGACAGUCAUCGAUGCCAUGAAAAAAUGUCCCCAGACGCUAUUGAUCUCCUUCCUCGGUACGUUGGUCGGUGGAGCUUUCGCAAUGCUGUUUUCAGCUGUGAUCGUGGCAACCUAUAUCAAGUACGAUCCAAAGAGCUCGAACGGGGGUUGUGAUGUCAGUGGAGGCGGCUGCUCGAACUCUAAGAAGAUCGGCCUACUCGUUCUCGUCUUCUUCUGCGGUUACUACAUCAGUGAAGUGAUAAGGAAUGUCAUUCAUUGCACAGUCUCAGGUGUUUAUGGUAGCUGGUACUAUAUGUCGAAAUCGGAUCAAGGAAUGCCCAGAUGGCCUGCGUUCGGUUCCUUCAAGAGGGCUAUAACCUAUUGCUUCGGAUCCAUCUGCUUUGGUUCUCUGCUUGUCUCAAUAAUCGAGACUCUGAGGCAGCUCAUCACGCUCGCCAGACAAAGCGUCGCGGCUAGUGGGGGCGGAUUCAUGGCUCAGAUAGGAUUGAUCUUCAUCGACUGGAUUGUUGGCUUCCUUAGAUGGUUGGCAUCAUACUUUAACCAUUACGCCUACUGUUUCGUCGCCUUAUAUGGUCGCCCGUAUUUGAAAUCUGCAAAGGAGACUUGGUACAUGCUAAGAGAGAAGGGUAUGGAUGCUUUGAUAAAUGAUAACUUAAUCGGCGUGGCACUGGGAUUGUACACGCUAUUCGCUAGUUACAUGGCAGCUCUUUUAGCUUUCCUUUACUUGAGAUUUACAAGGCCUGCUUAUAAUUUCUCAGGUAGCUUCAAUGCUACUCUAAUCGCUUUCUCCUUUGUUAUUGCUUUGCAAAUCUGCAACAUUGCGAACGAAACCAUAAGAUCAGGUACUGCCACGCUUUUUGUCGCCCUCAGUAACGAUCCUGAAGUGUUCCAGGCGUCUUAUCCUGAAAGAUUCGAUGAGAUUUUCAGGGCAUACCCUGACGUUUUGAAGAAACUAAGCCACCAGGACGUCUAA
This is a messenger RNA of Torulaspora globosa, 1617 nucleotides long. It is a transcript of the gene PNS1, whose product is annotated as Pns1p. The record is from RefSeq and is a predicted model, not a curated record. The coding region runs from base 1 to 1617 and encodes 538 amino acids. NCBI's taxonomy places the organism in Eukaryota, Fungi, Ascomycota, Saccharomycetes, Saccharomycetales, Saccharomycetaceae. The transcript has a single exon. Gene Ontology annotation, cellular component: plasma membrane. Gene Ontology annotation, biological process: transmembrane transport. Gene Ontology annotation, molecular function: transmembrane transporter activity.